AUGGCCCUACCCAUACUGUACUCAUCUUGGAGUUCGUCUUGUUCGUCUAGAGUCAGAAUAGCACUAGCACUCAAAAAAAUCGACUACGAGUAUCAUGCGGUGAAUAUACGGUCGGAGGAGGAGCAGAAAGACUUUUUCCUCAACAACCCAGCGAAAAAGGUGCCAAUUCUGAAAAUCAAUGGACUCACCCUGACCGAAUCGAUGGCUAUAAUUGAGUACCUGGAUGAGGUCUACCCGAAUCCCCCAUUGCUACCAAAAGACGCCGGAGAGAAAGCUCACGCCAGAGCUAUUGCAUUUCAUAUCUCCUCCAACAUCCAGCCACUCCAGAACCUGGCGAUUUGUAAGAUGGUGGACAAGAUAAAGCCCGAUUAUGGAAUUACGUGGUGCAACCAUCACAUCACCUACGGUUUCGACGCUCUCGAGGAACUACUGAAGAAAUAUUCCGGAAAAUUCUGUGUUGGCGAUCAGAUUACUGUAGCCGACAUCAAUCUACCAUCAAUUGUGUAUAACGCCAAGUACAACGUGGACAUGACACCGUACCCCACCAUCUCCAGGAUCGCUAGCGUUUUGGCUGAAAUUCCAGAAUUUCAAGCAGCGGAGGCGAGUAGACAACCGGAUGCGCCAAAGGAUAACUGA
Molecule: messenger RNA, 636 nt
Organism: Caenorhabditis remanei
Lineage: Eukaryota; Metazoa; Nematoda; Chromadorea; Rhabditida; Rhabditidae
Exons: 6
Coding region: 1-636 (211 amino acids)
Biological process (GO): glutathione metabolic process; L-phenylalanine catabolic process
Cellular component (GO): mitochondrion; cytoplasm
Molecular function (GO): glutathione transferase activity; maleylacetoacetate isomerase activity
Source: RefSeq, a predicted model, not a curated record